AUGUCCAGUCGACCGUCAUCCAGAAACCUCCUUGCCCAAUCUAUCCCCCAGAGUCCUCCGUCUCCAAGUAUACCUGCAGACCGUCUAGACAUCAAUGUCGUGGACCUCGAAGCGCUCAACAUUGCCCUCCAAAUCGAAGUUCGAAUGGACUUCUGGUCUUCCUGGCUAGAACAGAACGCUGACUUCGGCCGACACGUCAAUUGCGGAUCCCCUCAUUGUACCCAAGGCUGCACGCCUCUAGACGACUUCAUGGCUUGCGAGGCCUGCUUUUCGAAUGGCCAGCAAUAUCCCACCAAUUGUGGCCUGCGCACUCAAUUCCUUCGUGAUACUCUCCGUUCCCGAGGUGGUCUAACCAGCCGCCAAAUCACCGACUUCCUCCCCGUGUACACCCGAUUCAAACAAACCACUCUCGAUGGUAUCACCUCAUCGUCUUCUCGAAUCGGAAUGGAUGGAAGGAUGUUCGUUCUGCUGUCCGCAGCCAGGGACCAGCUUCAUGAUGUCAGACAGUCCCUUGCACCAAUCCCCCACGAGGCAAGGUCCCCCAUCCACCGUCUCCAGAACACUCUCAUACGCGCGCGCAAAGAGAAUGCUCGGAUCGUUUGCGAGUCAGUUCGUUCUCGGCAAAAUUGGAUGGUGCUUUCUCGUAUUAUAGAGGAGGCUCUUUACAAGUGUAGGCGCACAGGUGAUGCUGUCUCAAUCCUUGCCGAUGUGUCCGCCGAGCUCGAAAGGGCCGAGCGCCUCUCCCUGAUUUACGAUGCUGACGACACAGAGGAGCAUGAGGAACUCUACGAUCCUCUAUAA
Molecule: messenger RNA, 801 nt
Organism: Coprinopsis cinerea okayama7#130
Lineage: Eukaryota; Fungi; Basidiomycota; Agaricomycetes; Agaricales; Psathyrellaceae
Exons: 3
Coding region: 1-801 (266 amino acids)
Source: RefSeq, a predicted model, not a curated record